UGCCUCAUACUGAGCUUCUCCACAGAUGGGUGUGGCCUUUUGCCCCUUCACCCUUUACCCCUGGAGACACAGUCCUGAUGCUGUCGCACAUUUCAGUGAUGUCACAGCUCCCCUGCCUGGCAGCUCCAGCACCAUCCUAUGUUACUCAGCCGAGCGCUGCAGUGCGAGGAGCAGGGUGCAGGCAGCACUGGUCCAGUCUUGCUCCUACAGCCCCAGCAUGAGUCCAUCUACAAAGAAGAGGCCGAGGGAUAAAGUGCCUUCUAAGAUGCAAGAUGAGAAACUGCAGGACAAGAUAACCCAGCAUGUGAGCAAAGUGAUUGAGCGGAAUCGACUUAAAAUGGUAUUAAAAAACUUGUCCCUCUUGAAGCUAUUCAAGAGCUCAAAUAGCCGGAUCCAAGAACUCCAUAAGCUGGCCAGAAGGUGCUGGAAUUCAAUGCUCAGAGUUCCAAAGAUCCUGCAAAUCUCUUCUAGGGACAAGGACAAAGUGAAACAAAAUAAUAUAAAAUUCCAAGAGAUUAGGGUCCUUGAAAUGAGACCAAAUUCUAAGAAGGCAGAGUCCGUAAAGGAACCCAAGCAAAAAACAUCCAAAAAGUGGAAGCCCAAGCAAGGAUCUAAGGGGUCACCUGCAGCCGUGACAUGGAGAAAAAAGCAGGAAACAUUUAAAAUCUCCAAGGUAAUAAAGAGUGGUGGCUUGCAAGCCAGGGCCCAGAAGAGGAAGACCUACGUUAAGAAGCCCCGAGUUGUCUUCUUAAAGACCUACCAUCACAGCACUACCAUGGGGAAGAUGAAGGCACUGGAUAUAACUGACCAGUUGGUCUGGUUUGAGGGGCUUCCCACACGCAUACACAUCCCAGGGCGCCGGAUCAUGUGUAGAUCGUCUACCUACCGGUGCCUCAAGCGCUCCUGCACCCGUUUCUGCUGUGCAUCACUCUGAGCUGCCUACGUACCAUCCACACUAGAUCUGCGUUACAUGUGGGAUCUCAUGAAAUUCACACAAUAAUCUAAAGAAGUGAGUACAAUCUGCCCUCCACAGUCCUGAGCCCUGCAUACAUAUAUGGAUUUAUCCAGCUGUAGAUGGGAAAUACUUGAUAAAGAUGUCCCUCCACACUGAGUAUGUAGGCUUUCCUUGUACCCUGAACAAUACUGCAUGCCCACCCCACCACCACCAUACUGCACCACCUGAAACAUGAAAGAAUGUAUAUAGUUAACAUGGAAACACUCCAGUACUGUCUUUUGCAGGGGUUGGGGUUAGAGUGUGAGAUACAAUCGCACUCCAGCCAAGCUGGCCUCGACUCAGUCACCCCAUGCAGCUUCCUAGUCCUCCAGACGGCAGGUCCCACUGAGUAGGACGUGCCAGGACACACGGCCCCUCGCCUGUCACAACAGUUUCCCUUAGCUCUUGUCACUCUCCUACAAGCCGUGAUGUUUGCUCUCUGACUGCCCUUGGGUCAGAAGAAGGAAGUCACCCCAAAGCCACAGAGGAGAGCCCCAGAAACUCAGCUUCCAGGAGAGCCUUUAUGAGUCAUGAUUCCUUCAGGACUUAGGAGGACCUGGGGCCUUCCCUCAAACCCCUCCCUCCAAGAUGUCUGCCAGUGCAUUCUGACUUCCAUGUAGUCGAUCAAAACGGGGCUGCCUAGAAGAGGAGGUAGGUUUCCUCUGAGCCAUACUCCACCCCACCUCACCUGUCUUUUGGGGUUAACUGUUUUGAGCGGCAAGUGCACAAGUCUCCACAUGUCUCUUGAAUUCAGGUGUUAGGCAGAGUGAAGGGAGAGGCAGGGCCAAGACUUCAGGUCUCCAGAGGAGGUAUGUUCAUUCACCAGGAAGCUGGAGGUAGGUUUGUUUUAGACUGCAGCCUUCAUCCUCUGGAAAGACACACAUGGCAUGCGUUCCUCUGUCACUUGAUAAGCUGUGGUCCUUAUGCACCGCCUACCCAUUUUUCAUGAAGAGGUUGUUAUGCUUGUAAAACUCUGUUCAACCUAAUCUAGAGCUAUACAGUGAGGUCUGAAGGCCUGACUAUAAGGUUAUAGACUGCUGGACCAAUCAGAACUUACACAUCCUAAUCUCCGCCCUCUGUGCAAGAGUGCAUUGUCACCUCCAGAGCCCAAAUCCCGAGGCUGACAAGCUCCAGUUUCCUUAUCUGUAAGAUACGGAUGAUGGGACUUCCAACUGAAGUUGUCACAUGAGAAGAGGCAAGUCCCUGGCCCACUACUAGACAGACACCUGUUAAGCACCCCGUGGAUGCAUUUAUAUUAAGAUGAUAUGCUGUCACUGCUACUGAAGCCUGGAACUCAUCUCUCUAAACCAUUCGCACUGUUGCUUCAGAAACUGCACACAGAUCUCGCAUGCGUUUCAUGCAUAUGGUGUCUGUACAGGUUGAGUGUGGGCAUGCACACGUGCGGGGCCCAGAGCAGGAUAUGGAAUUUCCCCCCCCUCACUCUCUGCCUACUAUCCUGAGACAGGGUAUCCUGAACUGGAAACUUGUUACUUCAGAUAGGCGGGAUGGCCAGUUAGCUAUGGAGAUAGACCUGUCUCCCUGUCCUCUGGGGAAGGUUAUGUAAUCUUUAAUCAACUGUUACUCAGCUCAGUCAUCAUAUUAAUUGGAAUAAAAAGAAAUUUUAAAAAAUCCA
Messenger RNA from Mus musculus (house mouse), 2627 nucleotides. It is a transcript of the gene Trp53tg5, whose product is annotated as transformation related protein 53 target 5. NCBI's taxonomy places the organism in Eukaryota, Metazoa, Chordata, Mammalia, Rodentia, Muridae. The record is from RefSeq and is a predicted model, not a curated record. The transcript is spliced from 5 exons. Bases 26 to 934 code for a protein of 302 amino acids.